AUGCGAUAUAUUGACUUUUUGCGAUAUAUUGACCCGGUAUGAAUUUUCCAGUCGAAAAGCUGGAAAAUUGAAGGGGAAAAGAGGGGAAAAAUCAGACGAUUGCAUAAAAAUACGGGUAAACAGCAGAGAAAAAUAUUCCAGUCAUGAACUGUGCCCAGAUUCUUGCAUCCAAUUGGGAUUAAUUCGAUUUCGAGAAUGGUUUCUUUGGCAACUGCAGAGGACUUGAACUGUGGAACUUGGGAGAAUCGGAGGUUUCUGGUUCUUGUGCGAUAUAUAUGGACGAUUACUGCUUUUCGCUUCGGUGAAUCUGGAGCUGUGGUGGAAGCAGAACCGAUCUGAACUUCUCAGCAAGCGUUUGAUUGAGUGUGGCAUUCUGUGAGAAAGGUUGCUUGAAGGAAGCAUUGGGUGUUCUUCAGGAAAUGAAGAAAUGAAGGGGCUUUGCAAGCUAGGGAAGGUGGAAGAGGCUGCUGCAUUGCUGACCGGAGAUGAAAGGGCUAUCCACUGGAGGCAAAUUGGAAGAUGCAGAAGCUUUUUUGGCCGAACUGGAAACCAGUGCUUGAAUAUCUAUUGUGUCAUGGUUAAUGUUUACUGCUCAACAAAAGGGUCAGAGAAGGCCUUUGCUCUUUUAAUUUAUCUGGCUGAAAAAGGGCACUUGCUGAAGAAACGUUCUUGCUCUAAGUGGCUUUGCAGUUUGGAACAUGAUAUCGAGAAGUGUAUUCAGCUGGUUAAGAAAGUGUUAGAGCCAAGGGCUAAUUAUCUGAAUAUUGUGUGCAGCAGAGUCAUAAACAUGCUUUUGCAUGCUGGAGAGAUGGGAAAGGCCCUGAAAUUAUUCAAGGAAGUGAAGGCAAACGGGAUUAACCCAGAUGUGUUGACAUUCAUACACAAUGAUGAUGCAUCUUUAUUGCAGGAUGGAUCGCUUGAAGGGGGCCGUCAAGCUUCUCCAUGAUAUGGAGGCCAAAGGGGUUGAACCAGAUGUCAUCACUUAUACAGUUUUGCUGAAGGGGGGAAUUGAAGGAAAUAAGGUGCAAGAAAAGUAGGAAUAAGGAAAUCAACAGCAGCAAUGCUGUAGUAGAACCUUUCUUGUAUGGUAAACCUAUGGUUAUGGAGCCUGAUCCUGUUACUUAUGCUGCUUUGAUAGGCGCAGGCUGCAAGGAAAAUGAUAUGAAGGGUGCUGUGGCAUUUUUCAAAGAGAUGAUUGAUAGAGGGCUACAACCCGAUUGGGGAGCUGACUUGGUCAGAUGCAGUACAAUAUGUCAAGAGUCCCAUUGUUGUAAAGAAGACAGAGAGUGAAUUAGUCCAAUCACAGCCUAAUACAAGACUUGAGUGGCAAGAAUAGUUGGGCUAAGCUAGCCUUCAACACUUCUUAUGGGCUGGAGUCCCACUUACUAUCUGAAUGAAAUGUAAUUAAGCUAAUUAAUCCUUACCUAUUCGUGUUUGUUGGUUGUAAUUGUAAUAGGUGGUGCAUUUGGUUUGGUGGCUCUUCGGACCAUGUUUCUGUCAUUCCGAUUGAUGUCGGGAUUCGAUUUUGUUAAUUGAUUGUAAAGUUAUUUAUGAUCUAUUUCUAUGUAUGAUGUUGUCGUCUUUGUAUCGAACGAUUUGUAUAUCUUUUCGAGUGAUCUAAUGAGAAGGAAAAAAUCAAGCUAAUUAAUCUAAGCUUAU
Messenger RNA from Linum tenue, 1659 nucleotides. Lineage: Eukaryota; Viridiplantae; Streptophyta; Magnoliopsida; Malpighiales; Linaceae. The record is from the annotation of a GenBank genome assembly.